AUGCCCACCUGGACACACCUUGGAGAUACCCAGUGCCCACCUGGAGAGCACACAGGUGCCCAGUGCUCACCUGGACACACCUUGGAGAUACCCAGUGCCCACCUGGAGAUCACACAGGUGCCCAGUGCUCACCUGGACACACCUUGGAGGUGCCCGAUGCCCACCUGGAGAGCACACAGGUGCCCAGUGCUCACCUGGACUGACCUUGGAGAUACCCAGUGCCCACCUGGAGAGCACACAGGUGCCCAGUGCCCACCUGGACUGACCUUGGAGGUGCCCUGUGCCCACCUGGAGAGCACACAGGUGCCCAGUGCCCACCUGGACACACCUUGGAGGUGCCCCGUGCCCACCUGGAACCCCGCAGGUGCUCCUGGCCUGGGGGACCCCGUGCCCCGCCCCUGUGCACACCUGAGCCUGCAGGUUCAUACUGGUUUAUACUGGUUUAUACUGGUUCAGGCCAUGGACACCCCCUCGGAUGAAGGUGACGAUGACGAUGAUGAGCAGGCUCAGGAGCGCCCCCUGCAGAUCACGGGUGUCCCCUCAGAGGCCGUUGAUGAUGAUGAAGGUGAUGACGAUGAUGAUGAGCAGGAUCAGGAGUGCCCCCUGCAGAUCAUGGAUGUCCCCGUGGAGGCCGCUGAUGAUGAAGGUGACGAUGACGAUGAUGAGGAGUCGGUAGCAGAAGCUCAGGAGCGGCUCCUGCAGGCGCUGAUGGCCCGCGCUGACCGGGCGCUGCCCCGGCGGGCGCUGGAGCGGGACUGGGCCGUACUGGGAGAGCUGGGCAGCGGCUCCUACGGGCGGGUGCUGCUGGCACGGCCCCGGCGCGGAGGUGCGCAGGUGGCUCUGAAGCUGCUCUCCAAGGCGCGCACGCCCCGGCUCCGUUUCCUGCGCGAGUUCUGCACUCACCUGUGCCUGCGGGGGGCGCUCACCUGCGUGCAGGUGCUGCCGCUCGCCUUCGAGACGCCCACGGAGUUCGGCUUCGCCCAGGAGCUCGCACCUGCGGGGGACCUGUGCGGGCUGCUCACACCUGGGGUGGGUCUCCCGGAGCCGCAGGUGAAGCGCUGCGCCGCCCAGGUGUGCUCGGCGCUGUGCUACCUGCACGGCCACGCCCUGGUGCACGCGGACCUCAAGCUGGACAACGUGCUGGCCUUCGACCCCGAGUGCCGCCUGGUCAAGCUCGGCGACUUCGGCCUGACGCGCGUGCAGGGCGCGCCGGUGCGCCCCGCCCCCGGCCACGCCCCCUACGCGGCCCCCGAGCUGCUGCCCCGCCCCGCUGAGCCGCACCUGCCGCACCUGGCGCACCUGGCGCCGCCCGUGGACACCUGGGCGCUGGGCGUGCUGCUCUUCGCGCUGCUCACCGGCACCUUCCCCUGGACUGCGCCUGCGCGCUCCGACCCCGCCUUCCGCCGCUUCCGCGCCUGGCACCGCCGCGCAUGCGCGGAGUGGGCGGGGCAGGGGGCCGGGCAAGGGGCGGGGCAGGGGGCGGAGCCGCCGCCUCCGCCGCGCGCCUGGCGGGGUUUGGCGGGGGCGGGGCUGGAGAUGCUGCGGGGGCUGCUCCACCCCCGGGCCGGGAGGCGGAGCCCACCUGGGCACGUGCUCGGGUACCUGGGGGAGGCGUGGCUGCGGCGGGGGGCGCAGGUGAGGGGCACAGGUGAGGGUGGGAGCGGGCAGGUGAGCCCGGCAGGUGAGGGGGGACAGGUGAGCUCUGAAAGUGGGAGCAGCCAGGUGAGCUCUGCAGGUGAGAGUGGGAGUGGCCAGGUGAGCUCCAUAGGGGAGGAGGAACAGGUGAGGGUGGACAGUGAGAGUGGCCAGGUGAGAGUGGCCAGGUGA
Molecule: messenger RNA, 1827 nt
Organism: Zonotrichia leucophrys gambelii
Lineage: Eukaryota; Metazoa; Chordata; Aves; Passeriformes; Passerellidae
Exons: 9
Coding region: 1-1827 (608 amino acids)
Biological process (GO): peptidyl-threonine phosphorylation; peptidyl-serine phosphorylation
Molecular function (GO): protein serine/threonine kinase activity; ATP binding
Source: RefSeq, a predicted model, not a curated record